Rotaria sp. Silwood1 is the source of this 855-nucleotide messenger RNA. NCBI's taxonomy places the organism in Eukaryota, Metazoa, Rotifera, Eurotatoria, Philodinida, Philodinidae. The record is from the annotation of a GenBank genome assembly.
AUGUCUAUAAAACCAAUAUCAACAAAUGAUUUAUAUCAACAUUAUAUUUCAUCAUUAAAUGUAUUACCAAAAAUUUCAAAAAAAAAUCAUCGUAUAACAAGUUUUUAUAUAAAUGAUAUACUUGAUGAUUCAAUAAAAACUUAUAAUAAAGAUUAUUGUCAAUCAAUUUUAAUAAAUAAUAAUAAUAAUAAUAAUGAAGAUUUAUUAAAUAAUAUAGAAAAGAAAAAAAAGAAAAAAGCUCGAACAACAUUUACAGGUAAACAAAUAUUUGAACUUGAAAAAAAAUUUGAAGAUAAAAAAUAUUUAUCAUCAACUGAACGUGCUGAAAUGGCAACAUUACUUACUGUUACUGAAACACAAGUUAAAAUUUGGUUUCAAAAUCGUCGUACAAAAUGGAAAAAAGCAGAAAAUAUAUCAAAUGCAGAAGCAGCUGAACAUAAAUUAGGUAUAAGAAAAAUGUCAUCAUCAUCAUCAUUAGAUCAUAAUCAAAAACAAUUUAUUAAAAUAUCUAUAGAUGAUAAUACAAGUUGUAAAAAUAGUAUUUGUAGUUCAAUGGAUUCACAACGAUCUGAUGAACAAAUUUAUAAUGCAUCAACUUUAUCAACAUUUCCUUUAUUUUAUUUUAAUGAUUUUCAACAUUUACUUCGAUCAUCAUCAUCAUCAACAUCAACACUUAAUGGAUGUUGUUCUUAUUCAAUUUCUUCACCAUCAAUUUCUUCACCUUUACUAAAUUCGGAAAUGAAUCAUUGUUCAUCAUCAUGUUCGACAUCUAUGAAUGAUAAUAGUGAUAAUUUUAAAGCAAAUGAAAAUAUGCGAGAUAUUCAAGAUCAUGCUCGAGACAGAGAACGUGAUUAA